UCCGCCGCCGCCGCUGCCGCCGCCGCCGCAUCCCGGCUCUGGGGCGGCGCUGACAGUCUGGUCCGCGCCGGGCAGCGGGCGCAGCAGCGGGCAGGGCUGACGGCAGGCACGGAGGCAGAGCCCCGCCGCGCGCGCCCCGGCCCGCGCCCUGCGCCGUGCCCCAGCCCGCCCGCGGGGCGCCCACCUGCCGCCCCGACGGGAGGCCCCCCGCGGUCGGAGCCGCUGCCCGGGGCCGGGCGCCCGCGGCGGCACCAUGAGUCCCCGCUCGUGCCUGCGUUCGCUGCGCCUCCUGGUCUUCGCUGUCUUCUCGGCCGCCGCGAGCAACUGGCUGUACCUAGCCAAGCUGUCCUCGGUGGGGAGCAUCUCGGAGGAGGAGACAUGCGAGAAGCUCAAGGGCCUGAUCCAGAGGCAGGUACAGAUGUGCAAGCGGAACCUGGAGGUGAUGGACUCGGUGCGCCGCGGCGCUCAGCUGGCCAUCGAGGAGUGCCAGUACCAGUUCCGGAACCGGCGCUGGAACUGCUCCACGCUCGACUCCCUGCCCGUCUUCGGCAAGGUGGUGACGCAAGGGACUCGGGAGGCGGCCUUCGUGUACGCCAUCUCUUCGGCAGGUGUGGCCUUUGCAGUGACACGGGCGUGCAGCAGUGGGGAGCUGGAGAAGUGUGGCUGUGACCGGACGGUGCAUGGGGUCAGCCCGCAGGGCUUCCAGUGGUCAGGAUGCUCGGACAACAUCGCCUACGGCGUGGCCUUCUCCCAGUCCUUCGUGGACGUGCGGGAGAGAAGUAAGGGGGCGUCGUCCAGCCGCGCCCUCAUGAACCUCCACAACAACGAGGCUGGCAGGAAGGCUAUCCUGACACACAUGCGGGUGGAGUGCAAGUGCCACGGGGUGUCGGGCUCCUGUGAGGUAAAGACGUGCUGGCGAGCCGUGCCGCCCUUCCGCCAGGUGGGCCACGCACUGAAGGAGAAGUUCGACGGCGCCACCGAGGUGGAGCCGCGCCGCGUGGGCUCCUCCAGGGCGCUGGUGCCACGCAACGCGCAGUUCAAGCCGCACACGGAUGAGGACCUGGUGUAUUUAGAGCCCAGCCCAGACUUCUGCGAGCAGGACAUGCGCAGUGGCGUGCUGGGCACGCGGGGCCGCACGUGCAACAAGACGUCCAAGGCCAUCGACGGCUGCGAGCUGCUGUGCUGCGGCCGCGGCUUCCACACGGCACAGGUGGAGCUGGCCGAGCGCUGCAGCUGCAAGUUCCACUGGUGCUGCUUCGUCAAGUGCCGCCAGUGCCAGCGGCUGGUGGAGCUGCACACGUGCCGGUGACCGCGGCACCCGCACCCACCUCGCGGCCCAGGGAAGGCCGGUAAUUUAAAAAGUCCCCCUGCACCUACCCCAAAAGAUACUGGUUGUAUUUUUUGUUUUGGUUUGGUUUUUGGGUCCUCAUGUUAUUUAUUACUGAAAGCAGGCAGACGGCCCCGAGCGCACCAGCCAGGGCCUCUCUGAAGCCUGGGCCUCUGUGGCUGCUACUGACCAAAGGGACCUUUGCUCAUGCCUCUGGCUGUCCACAUGUGGCCACUGCUGACCACUCGGGUGCUAUCCGUAUUUGUUUUCCUACUUGCAGACUUCAGCUGGGUGACAAGGAGUGUCUGCACAUGCCGACUUACCCUGCCAUCUCGGGAAGGAGGUGGCCCUAAGACAGGGGGAAACCAGUGCCAUCUUGAUGGAAGCUGUACCCCUAUACACACACCUGGCCCCUGGCAGCUUCGGCCUGGUAGCCCUGUCUCUCGAGUCCCCUGGAAAAGGGCAGGUGCCAGCUCAAGGGCAAAGGGUUCGCUUCGACCCUCCAUGAGCAGCUGGAGGUCAGUCUCUGUGGGAACUUCCAGGCAGGAAGAGCAGGUGAGACAAGGGCCAGAGAAGGCUCCAGUCGUGCCCUGGAGCCCAGCCCACGCAGCCUCCCCAUCAAAGAGGGGAAGCUACCGGUCCCGGGUCCUUCCCAGGCACCAGCUGUCAUCCUGGAUCAGAGGUCCCAGCUGGGCCUCUGCAGGGACACCUCUAUGUGUGUCUCCUCACGGUGCCGCUCCUCUGUGAGAGGAAGAAUGGAGAUCACACACACACAGGAACCAGCCAGUUAAAAAGCCCUUUCCCACCCAUUACUUCCCUCACUGAACCACAUUUCCUAAGUAAAUACUAUGUUCUAGGCCCUAUCCUGGGCCAGCUCAUAGGGUGAU
Mustela erminea (ermine) is the source of this 2214-nucleotide messenger RNA. RefSeq names its product Wnt family member 4 (gene WNT4). The transcript is spliced from 5 exons. NCBI's taxonomy places the organism in Eukaryota, Metazoa, Chordata, Mammalia, Carnivora, Mustelidae. Gene Ontology annotation, biological process: cell fate commitment; multicellular organism development; canonical Wnt signaling pathway. The coding region runs from base 254 to 1309 and encodes 351 amino acids. The record is from RefSeq and is a predicted model, not a curated record. Gene Ontology annotation, cellular component: extracellular region. Gene Ontology annotation, molecular function: frizzled binding; cytokine activity.